AUGCUCGGUAACUCACAAGCCCAACCAGGAUCACGAAAGCUUGCUUGCACCAAAGAGCCAGAAGGCUGUUCGCGGUGCAUGAGAGAGGGUCUGAGAUGUGUCUACUCGCCUCAGAAGCAGAUGGGUCGGCCGAGGAAGCGUAGACAUGUCGAAGAAGCCGCAGGGCAACCCUCGACGAAACCGCAAAGCCAGGAGCAGCUGCCGCAAGUGCCACUCAUCACACAACCGACCUUAGACACCGAUUUCUCUGCCUUCUUCAACCAGGACUUCAACAUGGACUACCUUGACCUGCUCUCUCCCCUGAACGGGCUGCCGGGUUCGACGCUGCCGCCUGAGCUGUCGAGCCUCAACACCAUGGCUUACACCGAGCCACGGUACCCUACUGGAGACUUCCAGUUUGGGGUUGGGGGUGUUGACCUGUUAGGUGGCAUCAACUUCGACGAAAGUGACUCUGCUGACGAGGACUUGCCUCAAGAUAUCAGUAAAAGUUUAACAGAAUUGCUGUCGGCGCAAGUGCCCGACAAUCUCUCUGUCUCACCCACCGCAUUGUCAGAUUCUUCCAAUACCAUCAACAACAGCACGCCAGAAUCAUCAUCUCCCAAGACGAAUGACACGAAUUCUGAACCCGAAAACGAGGGCACUAUCAUUAAGGCGUACGCCAACAUCUCGUGUUCAUGUCUUUCCCAGAUAUUCCUCUCCCUCGACGCCCUGUCACGACUUCCGAACGACGUCAAGAUCGCCAUGACCAUGGCUAGGCAAGCCUCCCGAACAGCCCACGACGUUAUCAAUUGCCCGUUGUGUGCAAAUACCGAUAUUUCGAAGCCUCCUCCCAUGCAGUCAUUUCAGAACAUGAUGAUGCUGGGCACGAUCCUCCCAGCAACAGCUAAUGCGUACGCCAAAAUCCUCGAAUUAAUCGACGACGAGGCCACACGGGCCAAACAAGAAAAGCGAAAAAUCACAUUCCGAUUCGCCGAGUACGGUGGUCUCUGGGGCGAAAUGAGCAGAGGGGACGAUGAAUGCGGUGCUGUCGAAAGAUAUGAUAACCGCGAGAUGGACCCCGACAUCUGGAGGCAGUCGGUCAGAGCUCUUCUGAAGAUUGACGUCUACGGAUACGAUUUCGAACGGAAGGAUUCGACGGGAAAGAGGGCGCCGUACCACCACUUUGGUCUCAGGGACGCCAUUAAAGAGAUGGAGGACAGAUCAAACAACCGACACGAUGCACUGGACGCAAUGGUGGCGGCGGGCCACCCACACCCAAUGCUCCAUACGCAGUACAGUCUGAUGGUGCCGGAAAACAAGAGCGACAGCAAGGAGGACCGGAAUUGCUUGAAAAUCAUAGAGAUGGCCAGGGUUGCUUUGGACAAGCUGGUGAUUGCUUAG
Molecule: messenger RNA, 1380 nt
Organism: Colletotrichum karsti
Lineage: Eukaryota; Fungi; Ascomycota; Sordariomycetes; Glomerellales; Glomerellaceae
Exons: 1
Coding region: 1-1380 (459 amino acids)
Biological process (GO): regulation of DNA-templated transcription
Molecular function (GO): DNA-binding transcription factor activity, RNA polymerase II-specific; zinc ion binding
Source: RefSeq, a predicted model, not a curated record